GGGAUCCGGUGUCGCCUGCAGCUGGCAGUGCGGCGGGCGCGGGCGCCGGAGCGAGCGGCCCGCGGGGCCGGCUAUUAAUAACGCAGCGGCCGAGCCCGGGGUCGCGCAGCCAUGGCUAGCCCGGAGCCCCGGCGAGGCGGGGACAGCACCGCCCAGGCCGCGAGGGAAACAAAAGCAGAGGCUCAUUCUCCUCUUGAAGAGAACUCUGAAUCCCUGAACGAGACAGAGACCUUGAACCCAGAGGUUAUUCUCUCUUUGGAGGGGACCUUGAACCUAGAAGACAUUCUCUACCUGGAGGACACAGGUGACCUUGACGAGACACUCUAUGUGGAAGAGACUGAGAAGCCAGAGGAGACGCUGUACAUCGAGGAGCCCAGGCAGCCGGGUGACGAGACAGCCCACGCGGAGGGGCCUGGGAAUGCAGAGGAGACGCUGUACGUGGAGGAAACUCGGGAGCCAGAUGAGGUUCAGUUUGCGGAGGAGCCCGUGGAGCCUGUGGAGCCAGCAAAGCCCACGAGCCCAGAGCAGAUUGUUUAUGGGGCAGAGACCGUCACUAGGGAGCAGAAGCCUAACCCCGAGGACAGCCUCAGAGCCGAGCCGAGCCCCAGCACGGAGGAGAACCUGAGCAUAGAGGACCUGGAAUUGCUGGAGGGGCGAUUCCAGCAGUGUGUCCAAGCCGUGGCCCAGCUGGAAGAAGAGAGGGAUCGGCUCAUCCACGAGCUCGUGCUGCUCCGGGAACCGGCCCUGCAGGAGGUGCAACGCGUCCAUCAGGACAUCCUGGCUGCCUACAAGCUGCACGCCCAAGCAGAGCUGGAGCGGGACGGGCUGAGGGAGGAGAUCCGGCUGGUCAAGCAGAAGCUGUUCAAGGUGACGAAGGAGUGUGUGGCCUACCAAUACCAGCUGGAGUGCCGCCAGCAGGACGUGGCUCAGUUCGCCGAAUUCCGGGAAGUGCUGACUACGCGGGCAGCCCAGCUCUCGGAGGAACUGGCCCAGCUACGGGAGGCCUAUCAGAAGCAGAAGGACCAGCUGCGGCAACAACUGGAAGCGCCCCCGAGCCAGAGCGAUGGGCACUUUCUCCAGGAGAGCCGGCGACUCUCUGCCCAGUUUGAAAACCUCAUGGCGGAGAGCCGCCAGGGCCUGGAGGAGGAGUAUGAGCCUCAGCUGCUGCGGCUCCUGGAGAGGAAAGAGGCUGGGACCAAAGCUCUGCAGAAAACCCAGGCGGAGGUCCAGGAGAUGAAGGAGGCUCUGAGACCCUUGCAAGCAGAGGCCCGGCAGCUUCAGCUGCAAAACAGGAACCUGGAGGACCAGAUCGCACUUGUGAGGCAAAAACGAGAUGAGGAGGUUCAGCAAUACAGGGAACAGCUGGAGGAAAUGGAAGAACGAAAGAGGCAGUUAAGAAGUGGGGUUCAACUCCAGCAACAGAAGAAUAAAGAGAUGGAGCAGCUAAGGAUCAGUCUUGCUGAAGAGCUCUCAACCUAUAAGGCUAUGCUACCCAAGAGCCUGGAACAGGCUGAUGCUCCCACUCCUCAGGCAGGUGGAAUCGAGACACAGUCUCAAGGGGCUGUUUAGAAAUAUACGGCCAAAUCUGUAACCCAGAAACAACAAAAAAAACCUUCUUAGCAAAGGAUCACUAAGUGCCCUUUGGACAUACUGUCCUCCAAACAAAGGAGUGCCAGAGACUUGGCAAGCAAUUCAUCCUGUGAAAGUUGCAGACACUGGCUGACUCACUUAAACAGAUUCUAGAGUUGGCUGGAGGCAGAACACCAGUCAACGCUAGCUGGAUUCUAUUUCAUAUGCUGCUGGUACUGAUCUCAAUGCACUGAAGAAAGGAAAAUGAGCCUCCUGUCUUCCAGCAGCAACCCUCACAUAUACGCUGAGUAAAGGAUGAAUGUAUGGACACAACCUGCAGUAUUAUGAAAAAUGUAUCUUGCCUUGUCAUGACCCAAACUAAAAACAUUUUUGGGGGAGGACAGGUAGGGUCAAAAAGGCAGCCAAUUUUCAUUACAUGGGUUUACAAUUUGAAUUCUUUUGUGCCAUGAGUGUUAGAUUUUAAAUGAAUCCUUUUACAAAAUUUAUUUUCUUAAAGGCCAUGCUGACUCAGUUUACUCUUAAAAUUAUGUCAAGAUAAUUUUCGCUAUACUCUACAACUAGACUUGGAGAUACGGAACCAAUCCAGAUUAGAACCUAAUGGUUAAAGGCUAUUCAGAUUUUCCCCAAAGAUCUUACUUCAUGGAAGUGAUUUUGGGUCAGACUGAUUUAUUUGGUUAAAAAAAAAAACCAAAACCACAAACUGUUUAGAAAGAACCAGGCAUUUUAUCUGGUUAUGGCACUUGGUGAUAAAGGCUUUCAGGGCCUGUUAUUUCUAACCUCUAAGUACAGGCCCCAGUGAAAAACAUACUGGGGAGAUUCAACCUCUCUCUGAGAAAAGGUUCAAGCACCUUUUCCAAAUUUAAAUUUUGCCUUAAAUUCUCUCUACCACACUGCCUUUGACACAUUUGAAAAACCCAUGUUCUCUAGGGAUAGACUUCAAAAACAUGUUAUUUUAUCAAAGACUAAUCCACGCCACCUCUGAUUCAGUGUUUUAUGUCUUUCACUUUUCCUGGGAAAGAGUAAAGUUCUUUUCUAUAGCUCUGGGUGGGUCUAUUAUAUUUAAUUCUGCUUCUGACAGUCAAAGACCAUGGAAAAUAACUGUCAUUUGAACUCUUUCUAGAAGCCAGACUGGUGUUUGAUGGAUGUUAUAUACUAAAUAAAACCCAUCAGCAUGGGGUUAUGUAGAAAAGCAAUUUAUUCCAUUUUAAGCACUUACACAGUUAGUCAUGGAGAGUAACAGGCCUGCUGGUGAAACAGGUCACCCAAAAUGGAGAUGGCAUCAAACUAGUGGUCAAGGACUAACUCCUAAAAAAAAGCAACUCUUAUCAAGGAUUAAUUUAAUUUUAAAAACAAAUACAAGUUAUUGAUUCACUCUUCUCAACUUGACAGUCUACCUGUGGUAACUGUCAGGUAAAAACAUACAUCUUUACAACUUGGUGGUCCCAAGUUUAAAAAACAAAACAAAAACCAUUUCACAGAAAGGAAAGAAACAAUAUGAAAACAGCUCAAGAAAUACACUAACGAGCAAAAAUAUAUGGGGAAAGAGGAACAUGUAGUUUUGACUUAAGAAACUGAGACUGGUCUACAUAGGAAAAUGUGCAUCCUGGAAAGUCAGGUGUGAAGAUUCUAGAGUAGGAAUCUAUGACUUGAAUCUCCCCUAUUUCCUGAAUAAAAAUGAAACCUUGCAAUAUUUAUA
This is a messenger RNA of Lemur catta (Ring-tailed lemur), 3286 nucleotides long. RefSeq names its product syncoilin, intermediate filament protein (gene SYNC). Gene Ontology annotation, biological process: intermediate filament-based process. The coding region runs from base 112 to 1569 and encodes 485 amino acids. The record is from RefSeq and is a predicted model, not a curated record. Lineage: Eukaryota; Metazoa; Chordata; Mammalia; Primates; Lemuridae. The transcript has 5 exons. Gene Ontology annotation, cellular component: Z disc; sarcolemma; intermediate filament.